AUGAACGGGACAUUUUACGAGCAGCUCGGGGGUGUGGCGGGUUUAUUUGAGCAGUGGGGUACGUGUGAGCGUACGGUAGUAGCAUGUGCUUUAGCUCGAAGGGUUCCGUGGCCAGGGCUUCGCCUGGUACAAAGAGCGGUGGAAGCGGCUCUACAGCACCAUGUCGAAGACGAGAGGCUGGAAAGAGAUGCUAAUGAUGAAACCCUGUUGGCUAGUCUCCUUGCCGCUAGGGCUGACGAUGAUGACGAAGAAGAUGGUGAAAGAUUACGCCAACUUCUAACCCUUCUCCCCCUCUUACGCACAGACAACGAGCGUGCUAAAAAUGUAUAUGUAGGUGCCGCGCCCGCUCUAGUGCAGCGAUGUGUGGACGCACCAAGACGGACCAUCGCACCUGAAUUAUGUAGACAACUGCUUUCAUACCUUUUGGUACACCCUGCUCUCACAUUACAUGAUCAAAGAACAUUAACACAAUGGCUGCGCUAUUUAGAAAAUCAUAUAUCCGGCAAUCGGAACACUGAGUCUGUGUGGCAACAAAGGAUAGACCCGUGCCUUCUGCCCGAUACUAAUAUCUGGGCGAACAAUAAUACUUUCAGACGGACAAUAGGCAAGAACGUUGAAUUUCGAGGCAUUCUAGACACAGACCAUUCGUCAUACACUGACAUACUACAGGAAUCCUUUUCAAAAAAUGGACGUGACGUGGAUAUAAGCUUAGAUGAAAUGCUUAAUUUCGAUGCAGCGAUAGCUCAGCCCAAAUCUCAAAGGUCCAACAGUUUAACGCCUCCAUCCUCUAAUUUCAUGCAAAUGUCUUCUUCGGCUGAAAAUUUGAGUGAUGAAGCAUUUGUUCAAAAACCUAGGAGUUUCUCGCUUUCAAGUGAACAUAGUUUAAGUCAGCUGCGACCAAUAAGUAUAAUGUAUGGAACAACAGGUAGUGAGACUCGAUUAGAUGAUCUAAGGUGUAACAAUUAUACGGAACACCCCGGUAUGUCAACGGUGGCUCAGUGGUUAAAAAGCCUCCGCCUUCACAAGUAUGUGUGGCUCUUUACUAAUGUAACUUAUGAACAGAUGAUGGCGAUGGAUGAUAAGUACUUGGAAAAGUUAGGCGUAACAAAAGGGGCUCGCCACAAGAUCCUGCUAUCGAUAAAGAAACUAAGCGAACGCGGUUCAGCGCUUGAGGGUGCACGUGCGGAACUAGCGGCUGGUGGCGCUGUACUGCGAGCGCUGGAGCGAGUGCGUGCAGCGCUCCUAGCGCCCAUGCCGCCUGUGUCCGACCUGCCGGCUGCUAUUGUGGCAGCAUUGGAGCUUGCAUCAAAGUGCCUAAGCAACGGUAAUGGGGCAAGUGCGAGCGCGGCCGUGGACGGCGAGCCGGAGCCGGUCGACCCCAUGUCGUUGCACUGCUGGCUUAUAGAAAAGGCACUGCACCACGAAUCGUUCAGUAGCCCAGAACUGCAAGCGGCUCUCCGGAGACUGCGCCAUCGCCUGCCGCCGCGACAGUUCUUCCAUUUAGUGGGUGAUGCUCCUCAUAGGCGUCUGAAACACAGAUGGCGCGCACCUCAAUGCGGGCCGCGCCCCCGCAGAUGGGCGCCACCCCCGCGUGGUAAGUCCCACUCCUACCCCCCCUUCCCCCCGGCACACGCGCUCCCCCGCCCCCCACCUCCCCCGUCCGCAGAUGACUACUCUAGCUUAGACGUGCUAUGCCUACAAAUGACUGAACAGGCUAUCAAU
This is a messenger RNA of Brenthis ino (lesser marbled fritillary), 1722 nucleotides long. The record is from the annotation of a GenBank genome assembly. NCBI's taxonomy places the organism in Eukaryota, Metazoa, Arthropoda, Insecta, Lepidoptera, Nymphalidae.